CCCCUCCUCCUCAUGGGUGCCUCUCGCCUAAGCCUCGUCUCCUUAUUUGGAUACUCUCUCCGCCGUAAGUACAAGUCGGCCGGCCUCUCGCCGAAAACCAUAGAGGUAGAUGCUGAAACCACCCUCCAUUUCUGGGGUCCUAAACCGAGUUCAGAAUCCACUGGGAAACCACCACUUCUUUUAAUCCAUGGUUUUGGCCCAAGUGGUAUAUUUCAAUGGCAACACCAGAUCCGACCGCUCUCCGCUCACUUCGACCUUUACGUUCCCGAUCUCAUAUUCUUUGGUAAAUCGACGACAAAGUCAUCCGAGAGAUCAGAGGUUUUCCAGGCGGUUUCUCUGGGAAAGCUGUUCGACAAGUUAGAGUUGAAACGAUUUAGUGUUAUGGGAACGAGCUAUGGUGGUAUGGUGGCGUAUCAUAUGGCGUCGAUGUGGCCGGAAAGAAUCGAGAAAGUGGUGAUUGCGAGCUCCGCCGUGAAUAUGGUACGGAAAGAUGAAGAGGAGACUCGGGAGAGAGCGAAAGUGGAGAGGAUUGAUGAACUUAUGUUGCCGAGUACGGCACCGCAGUUACGAAACUUAUUUAGACUUGCGGUCUUCAAGCCUCCUUCGAUAUUACCGAAUUUCCUGCUCAACGACCUUCUCUCCACAUUGUUUAAUGAAAAUAGAGAAGAGAAGAUGGAACUUCUCAAGGGACUGACAAUUGGAAGUGAUGACGUGGCACAUGUUUCUCCUCUCCAAGUGGAAGCCUUGAUUGUAUGGGGAGAGCAAGAUCAGAUAUUCCCAUUGAAGAAGGCUAUUGACCUUAAAGGGCUUCUUGGAGGAAAGGUUGAGUUGGAAAUAUUGAACAACACAUCACAUGUUCCCCAAAUUGAGGAUCCAAAACAAUUCAAUGCCAUUGUCAAGAAAUUCUUAUGUUGACAUUUCUAGUUCCCAAUAAUCUAUUA
Molecule: messenger RNA, 941 nt
Organism: Telopea speciosissima
Lineage: Eukaryota; Viridiplantae; Streptophyta; Magnoliopsida; Proteales; Proteaceae
Exons: 4
Coding region: 13-915 (300 amino acids)
Source: RefSeq, a predicted model, not a curated record